GACCACUACAACAAUAUAGAAGUGUAAAAUUGCAGUCCUUUGCGCAGGAGGUGUGGUUACGUUGAGCAACUUGUUUGAUGAGUAAAGCAGAAGUAGUAGAAAAUGACUAGCACCAAAAAGAUGCAGUCUCCUUCACGACCGCAGCCAUUUGAGUAUCGUGGCUCGCUGACUCAAGUGAAUGUGGAUGUGGACCCUGCUACGAGUGGAGAUCAGGAGGAUGCGGUUAGACCACAAGAUGACUCAUCUCAUAAUAUUAAUCAUAAUACUGCAGAUGAAGCAGCAGGCUGCAAAAUAUUCAAGCUUUCCAAAAACAACAGCAACCUUCCAUUAGUUCCGUUCUUUCCGUUUCCUCCAGCGCUUGAAAGUCAAAUUUUGGCGACGACGACAGAUUCUUUCUCAGCUGCUAGUGGAUUUCGAAAGAAAGGUGGAGCAUCUUCCUCGUCUGGUGCAGGUGGAAGCGGUACUAGAGCCAGCGGGCCCUCAAAUAAAAAGGGCACACCUCAUGAUCCCCGCUUUACCGACCUAAUCAAAGAGGUUGAGGAGACGGUGACUCACGUAGCGCCGUACCAUGAUAGUAGAGGUGGAAGUGGAGCUGGGAUGUCCUCUGGCAUUAACGCCUUAACGCGAGUCAACGUGAACGCAAACGCUGACAGAGCGAUCAGUAAUAUGUGGCAAUUGCUAUACCGGUUUACGCAGUUACCGUUGACGGAAGAGCAGUUGAAAGCACUGGUUGGCUAUCAGAAAGUGAUGGAAGCUGAGCAAGAGGAAAAAGAUGAACUUUCAUUGUCCAGUAAAAUCGGUUUCGUCCGCGCUGCUGGUGUCCUUUUGGCUCGCCUAUGCCUGAGCCCAGACGACUGCGUUCAACUUAUCGUGCCUCAUUGUUUCUUCGACAUGACCUCUUUCGAACCGUAUAUGAAGAAGCGAAAAAUCCGGAAGCUCGUAUCAUCUACAACGAACAACUAUACUCCACAAAACAAGCCUGAUGAUCAUCAACAUCUACUACAAACGCCUGCAGCAGGCGCGGGAAAUGCUGCUCUUGCUGCACGUUCUAGUCCUUCUAAAGGAAGUCCUUUUUCCUCGGAAAAAGAAGCUUCGCUGGACAAAGACGAAGACGCGAGAGCGAGUAAUCAAAGCUCAGAGUCAGACGAGUCAUCAGAUUCCGAUUCAGACUCCGAUUCCGACAGUUCCACAACUGGGCAAAUAACGCUUGGUGAAUUCGUGGAGGAACUCCUUUUAGAAGAGAAAUUUGCGGACUCGCUUCCCAGAUGGACUAUACCUACGAAGAGGCGGCUGGGGCCAUUGUUUUUAUCCUUGAAGCACAUUCGUAGACGGUGUCUCAUGAAUGCGGAAUUGCUGGAUAAGGUGUUUAUCUGUGCUGGUGAGGUUGGCGAGGAUAAGGAUGAAAAGAAGGAGAAGCAGAAGUUCUUACAAGAUGGUGAAGAAGGCGCAAGCAGAAGCAGAAGAUCUUCUCAAGAAAGACGGGAAUCAGCAGCAAAGAAUCUCCAGCCGCUUGUUUCCGUGGAUGUUUGUUUAGGGUUUUCCAUUGCAACUUCAAGAAUCCCGGAUAAUCAUGGCGGCGAGGACCUGCCAGAAGAAGCGGCGCCAGAAAUCAAAAUUUCUGUCGUCAAUACGCCGGCACCUACUCCAAAACCUCAAGCAAGUUCAGUGAAUCCUUUGAAGAAAAAAUUCGACUUGAGAGCGGCCAAGGCGAAUAAGAAGAACAACAAGGCUCGUCCGGUUGACCCCCCAGCUGAACAGGCUACGAAACUAGCGAUUGGAAAACCCAGCGCGACAGCUAAUCCUGCUAAUGCAACUCCCGCCUCAUCCGCUUUCCCCGACGUCUUAGACCCUGACCGUUGGGUUCGAGGUGCUUUUCUCACUGUAGACGAGGAAACCGGUUUUGCUAGAGUUGCUUUUGAUACCCAAGAUCCUUAUGUGAAGUCUUUGGUCGACAAAUGGACUGCGGCUGAUAAUGGUCGUUGUGUACAACUUGUUCGGGGUCCAGUGACAUCAUCGCAAGACGAAUUGGACCAUUGCGCCUUCAGUUUCGCAUCAGAAAGGAGGAGACGGGCAGAGGGUUUGCAGAAUGGGCCGAUCAACAUCUAUGAGGAUGUGGUGCCAGCGAAGAGAAAAGGCUCCUCGUCAAUAGGGGAAGAAGUAGACGACACUUCUGCUUUCGUUGUUUUCGAAGUAUUCUUCGGUCUAGUGGUUUUACCUCCAAGCCCUUCUUCUCCAACAGGAAUCGGGCAUAGCAGAAGCACUUCUACAUUCGGAGGAAGUAACAGACGACCCUCAUCUUCAUGUUCAAAUAAGCUCAUAGUGGCCGAGCUGGAUUUCGUUUCUGACGAUGAGGAGGAGGAAAACGGCGGCAAGUACAUCUAUGAUUGGUCUCGCAGUAGAGGGUACUCAAUAGCAGAUUUGCAGAGGAAAUACCUCUACAUUUCAAGGCAAGCUGCAAGCAAAGAAAAAGAGGAUACCAAGAAAAGCGCUUUCUCGAAUAAGGGUAACAAGGGACGUGGAGGUGGUGGUGGCCACCGUGGGGGAUACCAUGCGGCUUCCGGUUCUGGCCCUACUUCAGGAAGAAGAGCAGACCAGCAUCUUCUCAAGGUGGAGAGUGCCGCUGAGCGGUUUGCCAGAGAGGAGCAGCAGAGAAGAAGGGAAGAGAUCAGAAACAAGUAUUUGCCUGUGCGGAAAAAACACAAGGGAGAUAAUCAAAGCUACAAUAGCUCAACAGGAUAUUUGAAUUCUAAGCCUAACUUUGGGGAUGAUGUGGAUAGAUUUUGAUCAAGCUCUUCGUGGUCCUCUUUCCUGUUUCUUGCGCUGAAAAGAACUGUUGAACUGUUCUCUUGUUCACGUCGUUUUCUAGGUUGUUCUGAUCACGGCAACGAACCUGGUAUCAUAAAAAGCAUUUAAGGAUCCAAAAUCGUGGAAACUGAUUAUCAC
Messenger RNA from Amoebophrya sp. A25, 2943 nucleotides. NCBI's taxonomy places the organism in Eukaryota, Dinophyceae, Syndiniales, Amoebophryaceae. The record is from the annotation of a GenBank genome assembly.